Molecule: messenger RNA, 1012 nt
Organism: Andrographis paniculata
Lineage: Eukaryota; Viridiplantae; Streptophyta; Magnoliopsida; Lamiales; Acanthaceae
Product: glycine cleavage system H protein 2, mitochondrial
Exons: 3
Coding region: 384-848 (154 amino acids)
Biological process (GO): protein lipoylation; glycine decarboxylation via glycine cleavage system
Cellular component (GO): glycine cleavage complex; mitochondrion; cytoplasm
Source: RefSeq, a predicted model, not a curated record
AAAAAUAGGGGCGCUUGAGAGAUAUUCAAUAGUACAGGGGGCGUCAGGUUGAUUUCCUUAACUUUUCUUGAUCCGAUCGCUAUCAGGCUGAUUUACUCUUCUUGUUUUUUUAUUGAUUAUUGAUCAUGGCUAGGGAAGAGAAAAGAGCCCAGCAUGGUGUAUGUAUAUGUGUAUGUGUAUGUGUAUGUGUAUGUGUGGACCCCUUCCCCCACUCCCUUCCUUCCUUGUAGGGUAUUUGCCCAUCUCCACUUUGCACGUAUAAACUGACUGCGUCCCUGUUCCCCGCCCGCAUACGACGGAAGCACGCGGAGGUCGGUACUGCCUCUUCUGCCACCAAGCACUGAGAAGCGGAGCGCGCAGGGUUUAUUUUCUUGCGUUUAAACAUGGCGUCGAGGUUGUGGGCGACGAAGGCUGCUUCUUUCCUUAGGAUCUCUGUCCCUUACAGAGGUUUUGCCGCCGCUAUCAAGGAUCUAAAGUAUGCUGACUCUCAUGAAUGGGUGAAAGUGGAAGGCAACUCAGCCAAAAUAGGCAUUACUGAUCAUGCUCAAGAUCACUUGGGUGACAUUGUAUACGUCGAACUACCUGACGAGGGGGCUGAAGUAAGGCAAGGUGAAAGUUUUGGUGCUGUUGAGAGUGUGAAGGCAACUAGUGACAUCAACUCUCCUGUUUCUGGGAAAGUGGUUGAGGUCAACACAAAGCUUAAUGAUUCCCCUGGCCUGGUGAAUGCAAGCCCUUAUGAAGAUGGAUGGAUCAUAAAGGUGGAGGUGAAAAGUGCUGAUGAGCUGAACAACUUAAUGGACUGCAAUCAGUACUCCAAGUUCUGUGAAGAGGAAGAUGCUAAGCACUGAGUGAGCGCAGGACUCUACUGGAUGAUGGAUCAUUUUCUUAGUGAAAGAUCUUUAAUGAAAAUUCUUUUUCAGUUUCCUUUGUUUUGGAUAUGUUUGUUCUAGGAUAUGAUUCCGAAAGAUAUUUGUAGUAGUUUUUAAUAAAUGUAAGUGUUUUUCCUUUUGCA